Propithecus coquereli (Coquerel's sifaka) is the source of this 1095-nucleotide messenger RNA. RefSeq names its product peptide deformylase (mitochondrial) (gene PDF). Gene Ontology annotation, molecular function: peptide deformylase activity. The record is from RefSeq and is a predicted model, not a curated record. The transcript has 2 exons. Gene Ontology annotation, cellular component: mitochondrion. Gene Ontology annotation, biological process: peptidyl-methionine modification; N-terminal protein amino acid modification. The coding region runs from base 1 to 744 and encodes 247 amino acids. NCBI's taxonomy places the organism in Eukaryota, Metazoa, Chordata, Mammalia, Primates, Indriidae.
AUGGGCCGGCUGUGGGGCGCGCUGCUGCUGCGGGUACGUGGGAGCGCCGGGCCAGCCCUGCUGUGGAAAGAGGGGGCGGGGGCCGGGGGUGUCCGGGCCUGCAGCUCCACGGCCGCCCCGGACGGCCUCGAGGGCCCGGCGCGCCGGCGCUCCUACUGGCGCUACGUGAGGCGCCUGGUGCGGGGGGCGCCGCGGCCGCCGUACAUGCAGGUGUGCCAAGUCGGGGACCCAGUGCUGCGCACCGUUGCGGCCCCGGUGGAGCCGGCACAGCUGGCGGGGCCCGAGCUGCAGCGGCUGGUUCAGCGGCUGGUGCAGGUGAUGCGGCGCCGGCAGUGCGUGGGGCUGAGCGCGCCGCAGCUCGGGGUGCCGCUGCAGGUGCUGGCCCUGGAGCUCCCCGAGGCGCUCUGCCGCGCCUGCGCCCCGCGCCUGCGCGAGCUGCGUCAGAUGGAGCCCUUCCCCCUGCGCGUGUUCCUGAACCCCAGCCUGCGGGUGCUGGACAGCCGCCUGGUCACCUUCCCCGAGGGCUGCGAGAGCGUCGCCGGCUUCCUGGCCUGGGUGCCCCGCUUCCAGGCCGUACAGAUCUCAGGGCUGGACCCCAGAGGAGAGCAGGUGGUGUGGCAGGCGAGUGGCUGGGCAGCCCGCAUCAUCCAGCACGAGAUGGACCACUUGCAGGGCUGCCUGUUCAUUGACAAAAUGGACAGCAGGACAUUCACAAACAUCCACUGGAUGGAGGUGAAUGACUGAAGCUUUCCUGUUGGGGCCGAGGAGUCUGAAGACCGGGAAGCAAACAGGCAUUGAGCUGGGUAUGUCUUACUUGGCAUCAGCUUGGUAUUGGCUUGGAUCUGACAGGAAGUUGUGGUCUGCCAAAGCGUGCCAAACUGAGCUAGAGGAAUACAUUAGAAAUGUUUGCCCGAAAUCAGCCUGUGGACAAAAUAUUGCCUACAAGAAAAAUACCCCCUGCCCCCAAAGGAAUGGACAUUUCCUCACAGUUUUGUGUGGAGAUAAAUGGGGCAAGUAAGUUCAUUCUCAGUAGAAAUGAGUUCAUAAGACCUGUAUCAUCUACUCCCAAAGCCAAGAUUUGGUAAUAAUGUAGUC